AUGGCUUUCUACAAGAUCCUGUGUGGCGUCACUCUGAUGCUCCUUUUUACACCCGAUGCAGGGUGCCAAGCAGAAAUGCAAGAAUGUGGCAAACUGUCGGAAAGUCAUCCAGAACAUUUGCCCUGGCAGGUUGUUAUUUCCUUUGACAACGGCCACUGCUUAGGCUCCCUCAUCAACAACCAGUGGGUGGUGACUGACGGCCACUGUGGAGACGGAAUUUACUACUACGCGACUAUUUACCUGGGAUGCACAAACACGUCAGAUCCUAAGAACAACUGCAAAGAAUCAAGAGAAGUUGAUGAGGCCAAAUGCACCAAACCUACAGCCAACUCCCAGAUUACCAGGGACAGUAUUUGUCUCCUGCAGAUGUACCCCCCUGUCAAUUUUACAGACCUCAUAUCUCCGGUCUGCAUACUUGCUAAAGAAAGCAUCAUCCACUCUGGGACAGAGAGCUGGGUCGCUACUGGUUCUUAUCCUAAUCCCCUGCUGAAAGUACCAGUGGUCAGAAACAAUGAAUGUAAAUGCUUCUUGCCUAAAGUCAAAGAUCACAUGAUCUGUGCUGGACAUCAGGAUCAACACUGGCUUGAUGAUAACUGCCUGGUUAACAUAGGAGGAGGACUGCUGGUCAAUCAACGUAACUACUGGACCCUGAUUGGAGUCGUGAGGUUGGAUCCAACCUGCAGCGAGCUUGAUGGCCUUAAAACCUACAGCAGCGUGGCCCCUUUCUCAGAAUAUAUCUUAAAUGCCACCUACCAUGACAACCAGCUAACCUUUGUUUCCAUCAACUCCAUGGGGACUGACCCUGAUGCCAACUUUGUCUGUCCACAUCCUUCAGAGCCUCCAAUUGCGCCAACAGCCCAGCCUCCAGAGCCUCCCAUGCAACCAAAACCCCAACCUCCCUGUACCAACCACCCAGCUCCCCCAUGUCCAAAGCCAGAGGGGGGAUGCAGGGUUGACAGCGUGUUUGAUAGUGGUGUCAGCAUGAUGCCCUCUUCCCCCUUCGUCUUACUCUGUGUUCUUGUUCUUUCACUCUGCGGUAUUUACUGGUGA
Molecule: messenger RNA, 1050 nt
Organism: Cheilinus undulatus (humphead wrasse)
Lineage: Eukaryota; Metazoa; Chordata; Actinopteri; Labriformes; Labridae
Product: chymotrypsinogen A-like
Exons: 6
Coding region: 1-1050 (349 amino acids)
Biological process (GO): proteolysis
Molecular function (GO): serine-type endopeptidase activity
Source: RefSeq, a predicted model, not a curated record